Clarias gariepinus (North African catfish) is the source of this 3861-nucleotide messenger RNA. It is a transcript of the gene clcn3, whose product is annotated as chloride channel 3. The record is from RefSeq and is a predicted model, not a curated record. Gene Ontology annotation, cellular component: early endosome; Golgi apparatus; synaptic vesicle. Gene Ontology annotation, molecular function: voltage-gated chloride channel activity. The coding region runs from base 164 to 2782 and encodes 872 amino acids. Gene Ontology annotation, biological process: chloride transport; transmembrane transport. The transcript has 15 exons. NCBI's taxonomy places the organism in Eukaryota, Metazoa, Chordata, Actinopteri, Siluriformes, Clariidae.
CAGCCACCGGAGUUAAGGAAGAAAUAAGAAUCAUAGCAGCAUCAACACCAAAAGCAGGAGAAACAAUGUCAGAUCCCAUUACAGAGGAUGUUGUGGGGCUGCUCUUUGGUUUGGUGAAAGCAUGAUUCAACCCGAUGCUCUGUCGAGGGCAUUACACAUCUAAAUGGAGUCGGAGCAGCUGUUUAACAGAGGCUACUGCAGGAACAGCUACAACAGCAUCACCAGCGCCAGCAGUGACGAGGAGCUGCUCGAUGGCGCUGGCGUCAUCAUGGACUUCCACACCACAGAGGAUGACAACCUGCUCGACGGAGACGCUUCACCAGGUUCUGCUUACAACAUGUCUAAUUGUGGGGGCGGAGCUGGAGGGGUGAGUAGCUCCACCCACCUUCUGGAUCUGUUGGAAGAGCCAAUUCCUGGAGUGGGCACCUACGACGACUUUCACACCAUUGACUGGGUCAGAGAAAAGUGUAAAGACCGCGAGCGACACCGCAAGAUUAACAGUAAGAAGAAGGAGUCUGCAUGGGAGUUCACGAAGAGCCUGUACGAUGCCUGGUCUGGGUGGCUGGUGGUGACAUUAACAGGGCUGGCCUCAGGUGCGUUGGCCGGUGUGAUCGACAUUGCUGCUGACUGGAUGAAUGACCUAAAGGAGGGUGUGUGUCUGAGUGCCCUGUGGUUUAAUCAUGAGCAGUGCUGCUGGGAUUCUAGUGAGACCACAUUCGCAGAGAGAGACAAGUGUCCGCAAUGGAAGACGUGGGCCGAACUCAUCCUGGGCCAGGCUGAGGGUCCUGGCUCCUACAUCAUGAACUACUUCAUGUACACAUACUGGGCUUUAGCCUUUGCCUUCCUGGCGGUUGUUCUGGUCAAAGUAUUCGCUCCGUACGCCUGUGGCUCUGGUAUCCCUGAGAUUAAGACCAUCCUGAGCGGGUUUAUAAUCCGGGGCUAUCUGGGCAAAUGGACCCUAAUGAUAAAGACCAUUACUCUGGUCUUGGCCGUGGCAUCAGGACUUAGUCUGGGAAAAGAAGGCCCGCUGGUGCACGUGGCCUGCUGCUGCGGCAAUAUUUUCUCAUACCUCUUCCCCAAGUAUAGCAAAAACGAGGCCAAGAAACGAGAGGUGCUGUCUGCAGCAUCAGCUGCGGGUGUCUCAGUGGCGUUUGGAGCUCCUAUUGGAGGAGUUCUCUUCAGUCUCGAGGAGGUGAGUUAUUACUUCCCGCUGAAGACCCUGUGGCGGUCCUUUUUCGCUGCCCUGGUGGCAGCGUUCGUGCUUCGCUCCAUCAACCCCUUCGGGAACAGCCGCCUGGUGCUGUUCUACGUGGAGUACCACACACCCUGGUACCUGUUCGAGCUCUUCCCCUUCAUCCUGCUUGGUGUGUUUGGUGGUCUGUGGGGUGCCUUUUUCAUCCGAGCCAACAUCGCCUGGUGUCGGCGGCGCAAGUCUACGCGGUUUGGUAAGUACCCGGUCCUGGAGGUGAUCACAGUCGCAGUCAUCACAGCCAUCGUGGCUUUUCCCAACCCGUACACACGGCAGAAUACAAGUCAGCUGAUUAAGGAGCUGUUUACGGACUGCGGGCCGCUAGCGUCAUCACAGCUGUGCCAGUAUCGUAGCCAGAUGAAUGGGAGCCAGGCAGAUCCAGAGGGCGCGGAGACAACCACUACUCCCGGGGUUUACUCUGCCAUGUGGCAGCUCAGCUUGGCGCUCAUCUUCAAGAUCAUCAUGACCAUCUUUACCUUUGGCUUAAAGGUUCCCUCUGGUUUGUUCAUUCCCAGCAUGGCAAUCGGGGCAAUAGCGGGUCGUAUUGUGGGCAUCGCUGUUGAGCAACUCGCUUACUACCACCACGACUGGUUCGUGUUUAAGGAGUGGUGUGAGGUGGGGGCAGAUUGCAUUACUCCAGGUCUCUAUGCCAUGGUAGGAGCUGCAGCUUGCUUAGGUGGUGUGACACGGAUGACGGUGUCUCUGGUGGUCAUUGUGUUUGAGCUAACUGGCGGGUUGGAGUACAUCGUGCCCCUCAUGGCUGCAGUGAUGACCAGUAAGUGGGUGGGAGAUGCGUUUGGGCGUGAAGGCAUCUACGAGGCCCACAUCCGCCUCAACGGCUACCCGUUCUUAGAUGCGAAAGAGGAGUUCACACACACCACAACGGCGCGCGAGGUGAUGCGGCCACGACGAAACGAGCCACCGUUAGCAGUGCUAACUCAGGACGACCUGACGUUAGGAGAACUGCAGGCCGUUAUCAACGAUACAAGCUACAAUGGCUUCCCGGUCAUCGUCUCCAAAGAGUCCCAGAGACUAGUGGGGUUCGCCCUGCGCAGGGACAUCACGAUAGCUAUAGAGAAUGCUCGGAGGAAGCAGGAAGGCAUCGUGCUAAAUUCGCGGGUUUAUUUCACACAGCAUGCCCCGACGCUUCCUGCCGACAGCCCGCGUCCUCUGAAGCUGCGCAGCAUCCUGGACAUGAGUCCUUUCACAGUCACAGACCACACGCCCAUGGAGAUUGUCGUGGACAUUUUCCGCAAACUUGGUCUGCGCCAGUGCCUCGUCACACACAAUGGGAUUGUAUUGGGCAUCAUCACUAAGAAGAAUAUUUUAGAGCAUCUGGAGGAGCUCAAGCAGCACACGGAGCCCCUGGCGCCUCCUUGGAAUCAUCACAAAAAAAGAUAUCCUCCGUCACAUGGCCCAGAUGGCAAACCAAGAUCCCGAGUCCAUAAUGUUCAACUAGUGCCCUCUUACACCAGACGGCAGGAUGAGGAGAGUGAAGAGGAGGUCCGAUUACUGGACGAUAUGUCCCACUGACCCCUUUGUGACCCCACCCCCACACACCGCCCCCAAAACCCUCGUCCCGCAUGGCUCCUAACUGGGGACCGACUGCACUGGUGGAAUCUUCCAGGUCUCCCUGCAGGCCUUCACGCAGAAGAAGAAAAAGUAGUAGUUCCGUGAAAAAGGCUUGAAAAAUUAUGAGCUUCAUCCACUGAUGAAAAAGCAUUAAUGCUACUGUACUCACACAUGAGCAUGCACUGAUCCAGCUCAGGCACCUUCGCUCGGUCUCACCUUGUUUCGACCUCAGUGGGGUGAAAGGUCAUGAUGAGCCGCACGAGUGCGAGGAGGGACCUUGACGAUUGAAUCAAGUUACCGCUGUGACUCCUGCCACCUGAACCGCCCUGCCGCGAUCCCGCUAAAGACUCCGCAAACGUUGUUUACCUGUAACACAUGAGCAAGAGCGAGUAAGUGUGCGUGUGUGUGUGUGUGUAAGUGAGUACGUGUUUAAAUGUGAUGAGAGAGAAGAUGAAAAGUUUCCUUACAUUCCAGUGAUGUCACUCUUUGUCUUUGAUUUGUUCCAUCUGAGGCAAGACAAAACUGAGGUGUGUGAUGUUCCCAUGACCCAUCAAGUAUUUAUCAAAUGUACAAAAGGAGGUUUGACACCACCAUGUGCAAAGCUGCCUAAAGUGAUUUUCUUUAGUUUUUCUUGACUUCUUUAAUUCUCAGCACUACAGAUUGUCGGGGAAACACAAGCAUGUGGCCAGUUCCAUUUUCCUGACAUGUUUUCUGGUACAGUACUUCUCUAUUUGUUUGGGAUUUUUUUUUCUUCAGGACAUUUAUUGCUACAAACUCUUGAUGUAUUAUUAAUUGUUUAUUGUACCAAGUAUGUCUUCUCCGUUUUUAGCAGGAAAUGUGACUUCUUUAAAGAUGCUGCACUUUUUGCCUCACUGUACAAGUUUGAUCAGUCGCUUUCAGGCAGGUGUGUGUGUGUGUGUAACUGGAGCACAUAUUAAUGACUCAUCUCAUCGCAUGCCUUCUCUUCUUAUUAUUUUGCAAGAUUGAAAAAUGAACCUCCUUUUAACUGAAUAAAAACACAGCCCGGUUUUUAAUUUUAA